Molecule: messenger RNA, 2112 nt
Organism: Symbiodinium sp. CCMP2456
Lineage: Eukaryota; Dinophyceae; Suessiales; Symbiodiniaceae
Source: the annotation of a GenBank genome assembly
AUGAGCCGGACCAUGCGACCCAUCGAUGUUCUUUGCGAGGAGGAGCGGCUUCGAAGACUCUCCGAGCGGAUGGUCUACGACAGCAGCGACGGCGCCGAGCAUGCCCGUCAGAGGCGUGCCCGGACGCUUGUGGAGGAGAUGAGCCUUCUGGGGUCGCGGCUGCGAUCGAAGUCCAAUGAAGAUCGUCGCUUCGAUGCGGUCGAGGCCCUCGAAGCUGGUUUGGAGGCGAGAAGGAAGCUGAGCCAGGCCAGCCAGGCCAGCCAGGGUUUGCUGGCGAAGGAGUGCGCUUCAGUUCCAGCUUCGGCACCCGUCCCACAAGCGGCCGGCGAUCUGCAGUCGGAUCUCUCAGAUGCACUGGAGCGGGUCUCCGUUCGCUCUGUAGUGGGACUCCGAGGCUUGGUGGAGGUUCCCAGGCCAGUCGAGGCUGUGGUUGUCGCCGUUCUGCAACUUGUGAACUGCGACUAUGCUGGUGUUGAUCUGGAUCCCUCGCCUCCACCAACAACCUGGGAAGAAGCACGUCGAGUACUCUUAAAGCCCGGCCACUUUGUGAGUGCUUUGCGGAAGUUUCCCUUUGCAUUGCAGCGUGGGCAGAUAUUGGAGAGUGAGAUAGCACAAGCAGAGCAGGCCUGGAGCAACGUCCCCAGUGCAGGAGCAGGGCUUUCUCACGUUCAUGAGGCUGCUCUCCACUUGUAUGACUGGCUGACGAUUGCUUUAAACUUCGCCAAAAGCAUCGCCGAGAAAGCUGAGAGCGAGCGACUCCCGGCCUACCCUCGCUCUGAACCUGGCUCUCCAGACUGGAAGCAGCCCAUGCAGCCCAUCGCCCCUUCUGUCUCGAUCGCCCGGAAUUCAGAGCGGCCUCCUGAGCCACAAGGGCGCGAGAUGCGCGAGGUCCAGGUCCGCGACGCACGGAACGCAGCGAAAACGCAGAAGAGGUCACUAUCACCCAAACUACCACACAAGCCACCCACUGCUACGACAGCCACAAACGACUCAGCACGCAUCACUUGGUCAAAGACGUCAACUUCUUCGACGGGGUCGAUGAGUACCUCACCCGGCUCGUCGAGAUCGGGCUUUAGCGCGUCGUGGUCUGGGCUUGCAACUUGCAAGCCUACGCACACACGUUCCCGAGUGUCAGUCCCAGGUACGAGUCCACGGAGAAGCAGCCCUUCACCAACAUCCGGACUUUCAGCCGCCAAGCCGUCAUCCACGCGGAUCGCUGCGUCCUCUGCGAGAUCCCCACAGCCCCGCACAAGGCAAGUUAUGCGCAAGUCGACCUCGCCACAGCCAAAGCCAAAGGCCAAAGAUGAGGCAGAGGCUGGUCAGCCUCGCUCAACCGGCGACAUUGCACCCUUGAGUAGCAGCCAGAUCUCAUCGCUGAGCUCUGCGACUGGGUUGCCAACUCCAGAAGACUUUGCAGCGAUGCGAAGUCGGUUGGACCAGGAGAAGAGGGAGGUCAGGCAGAUCAAGUCUUUGGAGUCGCAGCUGAAGUGGGGCCUACAACGUGAAGAGCGACGGCAGACUGAGGAAGAACGGAGGGAAGAGGCCCGACUGAUCAUGGAAUGGAGAGAUCGUCAGGCCAAGGAGAUGAAAGAUUUUGUCGAGGAGAAGAGUCGAGAGCAGCGUGUGCAGGAGCUACUGCAAUCCAAGGAGUACCAGGUUUUCAAGCGUGAAUGGAAGCAAGCCACGCGGAAAGAUGAGAUCGAACAGAUCAAGGCUCAGCUGGCCGAAGGCAUGGACAACGCCCACUGGAAACUUGAGCUGCAGCGGGCAGUGGAGCUGGACCGCCAGCUCGCUUUGCAGGAAACCAUGGAGUCCCAGCAGGAGAUGAAGGAGUUACGAGAAAGGGAGCGACAACACGAAAAAACUGUGCAGCUACAGGACAGAGCACACGACCUUGCCUUGGAGUACGCACAUCAGGCUUCGCAGAUCUCCUCAGAGAAAGAGGAGUCGGGACGUUUGAAGGAAGAUUUAUUCUGCCAGCUUUAUGGAACAAGCUUGACUGUUUUUGUUCGUGGUGUCCUUGGUUCUUGGUGUUGUUGCUUGUUGGCAGCUCUUUGGUGCAGAUGGCUCGGUUGCUUAUCCUGCAUGACGCUUGCAGUACCGUUCUACUGA